Molecule: messenger RNA, 1091 nt
Organism: Odobenus rosmarus divergens (Pacific walrus)
Lineage: Eukaryota; Metazoa; Chordata; Mammalia; Carnivora; Odobenidae
Gene: TMEM171
Product: transmembrane protein 171
Exons: 3
Coding region: 31-1008 (325 amino acids)
Source: RefSeq, a predicted model, not a curated record
CUGGUUCUGGGGAAGGGGCCUCUCCUGGCCAUGUCUCCUGUAGCUGCUGCUGAGCCAGAUGGGGUCCAGCGAGACAGGCGUGUCAGCAAGUUCAUUUUCUUCCUUUUUGUCUUUGGUGGCAUCCUGUUGUGUGUGGGAGUCCUGCUCUCCAUCUUUGGGUUCCAGGCAUGCCAGUACAAAAUCUUCCCAGACUGCAGCAUGGUGCUGAAGGUCGCUGGGCCUGCCUGUGCCGCGGUUGGGCUUGGGGCUGUGAUCCUGGCCCGCUCGCGGGCACGACUUCAGGUCCGUGAGGGACGCCUGCGGGGCAGCCAGGCGGACCCCGACCGAGCCUUCAUCUGUGGAGAGAGCCGCCAGUUUGCCCAGUGCCUCAUCUUUGGGUUUCUGUUCUUGACAAGUGGCAUGCUCAUCAGCAUUCUGGGCAUUUGGGUCCCCGGCUGUGGUCCAGACUGGGCGCAGGAACCCCUGAAUGAGACAGACACUGCCGACAUGGAGCCCCAGAUCUGUGGAUAUCUGUCCCUGCAGAUCAUGGGGCCCUUGAUUGUACUCAUGGGACUGUGUUUCUUUGUGGUUGCCCACGUUAAGAGAAACAACUUGAAUGAGGGCCAGGAUGCCUCCGAAAGUGAAGACAGACAGACGCAGAGCACGGAGCCUGUCCAUGUCACUGUAGGUGAUGCCGUGAUAAUAUUCCCACCCCCACCACCACCUUACUUUCCUGAGUCUUCAGCUUCUACAGUGACUCCGAGUCCUGGGGCUAAUGGUUUGCUUCCAAAUGAAAAUCCGCCUUCAUAUUACAGUAUUUUUACCUAUGGUAGGACCCCAACUCCUGAGGGCCAAGGCGCGGCCUCCGAGAGAGAUCGUGAAUCUGUAUACACCAUUUCUGGGACUGCUUUGUCCUCUGAGAUCUCAAUCACUCCGCAUCUCUCCUCUGAACUGCCUCCCAGAUACGAAGAAAAAGAAAUGGCGGCAACCACAACCUCAUCUCCAUCUUCUGAGCCUUCCCCACCGUGAACUGUGGAUUCCAGUUCCAUUUUCUAUAAAAUUGAUCACUAUUUUAUUUAAUUUGUUUUUUAAUAAAAAAAAAUACAAUGGCA